UUCUUUCUUUUCAACUGUAUAGUUUUCAUAUUCUCUUAAUUUAUUGAGUAAACUAAUGUGUGUACUCAAUUGAUGAAAGCCACAUGGUUACCUAAAUACAAUGACAACACAAAUAGGCUAUCGACAAAGCAAAUCUUUCCAAAACGAUGUCCUACAGGAACUAUUGUCAUCAGACGGACGACAAAAGAGGAUCUAAUAAGAGCAAGAAAAUAUACACAUCAAAUACAAUCACAUGUGCAACCACUACAAGAACAAAUGGCCGAUACCAGUGGGGGAGCUUUUCAUUAUGCUCGAGUGUCAAUUGAUGCUGGUAAGGGACCAAAGUAUUAUGGUGCAAGCACAGACCUGGACGUUUUCCAGCUUUCAGGUGUUUCAGAGAACCAAGCAAGCACAAGCCAGAUCAUCCUUAGCAAGGGAGAAAGAGGUCCCAGAAAUUACAUUACCAGCGUUCAAGCUGGAUGGCAUGUGAAUUAUCAAUGGGAGGGGGACAAUUCGACUCAUUUCUUCACAUAUUGGACUUCAGAUGGUUCUCAGAAGACUGGUUGUUAUAACCUAGUCUGCAAGAGGUUUGUCCAGAUCAGUACUAGGUUGGCUCCCGGCAUGAUCUACACACAAAGCUCUUUGUCACUCUCAAUUUACAGGGAUCGGUUCACUUUGAACUGGAUGCUUUACAACGACAGGGAACCAGUGGGGUAUUGGCCAAAGGAAAUCUUCAACAACAUGGCAGAUUGUUCACAGGUGCAGAUGGGGGGAGAUGUCUACUCGCCCCUUGGUGAGCCAAGUCCACCAAUGGGCAGUGGCGUGCUCAAUGAAGCAAAAUUCACGAGAGUUCUCCUAACGGAUGGACGUGGUAAUGACAUAAAGGUAACGGAGUACACGACAAUUAAUGAUCUUCCUAACUACAUCUACGGUGUUACCUCGGAUCUUCAAACGUUAACUUAUGGCGGGCCUGGAGGUAGGCGGAAAGCUUAAUCUUCAUGGGACAAAAUUGUGAUAUGAAUGAUCGAUCUAUUGCGGUGUAUGCUUUGGAGUUAAUAUAACCCUAAAAUUAUCAUGUUGACACUGUCGUAUAAGAUUUUUUAUUG
Molecule: messenger RNA, 1085 nt
Organism: Musa acuminata subsp. malaccensis (wild Malaysian banana)
Lineage: Eukaryota; Viridiplantae; Streptophyta; Magnoliopsida; Zingiberales; Musaceae
Product: protein neprosin-like
Source: RefSeq, a predicted model, not a curated record